Messenger RNA from Cylicostephanus goldi, 414 nucleotides. NCBI's taxonomy places the organism in Eukaryota, Metazoa, Nematoda, Chromadorea, Rhabditida, Strongylidae. The record is from the annotation of a GenBank genome assembly.
AUGUUCAGGGAACGAGCAAACCUCAACGUCAGCUACCAACACUACGUUCCUGGAGCUCCACCACGAUACACACCCGAAUCUCCGUACACCAUACAAAAUGCCCCCGCCCAAGUCGAUGCGGGACCGCUACCACCCAAAUCGCCCAUCGACAAUGUGUCCGCCCUACAAGCUGAUUCACUGGCAAACGGACCAUCUGGUCCCCCACCGGUCGCGCAACCCGGAAGCAAAGAUACUCUGCCGAACUCAUUUCUUCGAGUAGAGAGCCCUCCGGAAUACAGCGAAGUACCUGGUCCGUCCGAGCGUUCCCUUGCUACACAACAAACUUCACAGCAAACUGCACCACAAACGGAUCAAAAUCGCCUCGACGAUGUGCCUCUGAACGAUGGAAAAACUCCACGUGAUCUGUUGUCAUGA